AUGACAUCGCCGGCACCAUUCGUGCUUUCCCUCUUCGUCGUUUGCUCCAUCUUUGGAUUGACAUCAGAACGAGUAACUGGUCAUGACGACAAUUUAAAAAUACAAGAUAAAAGCGUUUUUGAUUUAAGCCAGUCACUCAAUAACGAAGCAAUUGACAAACCAAAUUUAACAAUGGAAACUAUAAGGACCAAAUUAAAUAAUCAUAGUGUAGUAUAUAGAAAUUACAUAAGCUACGAUGAAACUGCUACAGAACUGAAAAAUAAUUUUACAAAUAAUGUUAAUAGAUAUGAUGAAAUUUACACUGCCGAUGAAGACCUUUUACAAAGUAAUUUUCAUAUACGUAAAUCAUUACAAAGUAUAUUAGAUAAUUCAAAAAGAAUUUCCCAAAGAGAUGAACGUCUGAGCAUUUUUCGUGAAAUUCUGAGACCAAGAAGAAGAUUCAAAAGAGAAGAGGAUUCAGAACGAUGUGAAACUUUCUAUUAUCAUAAGGGAAAAACUCAAAUUAGUCACCCGUACUCUAAAAACGACACAAACAAAUUGUACUAUGGUGAUAUAGACUGCACUACAAUUAUUGAAGGUCCAGAAGGAAGUAUAAUCAAACUAACAUUUGUUGACAUUUUUCAUAUAGAGGAUCAUCCUGAGUGUAUUUAUGACUUUUUAGAGAUACGCGACGGUGAAAAGGGAUAUGCAAAUAAAUUGGGAAAGUUUUGCGGGCAAAAUUUUCCUCCUCAAAUUACUACGACAGGGCCAUUUGCAUGGCUAAAGUUUCAUUCUGAUGCAACAAUAGAAUACGAAGGAUUUCACAUCAAUGUGGAUAUUAUACAGUCUCCUAGUAACAGCCACAAAAUACCAGCUAGUUGCUAUAUAAAACUAAGCGGUAUUCAAGGUAUAAUCGAUUCCAAAGAAAUUAACGAUGAUUGUAAAAGAGGAAGCGAGGGCCAUACCCUAGAUGUUUUAUGGAGGAUAGAAACCGCUGCAAACACGAUGAUCUAUCUCAACUUUACACAUUAUGUUCUUCAAAAACCAAAUGAAUGUGAACAUAAUUCAGUUCAGGUGUUUGGACUCAAGACGGAGGAGAAAAACAGAUGGGCGUAUUAUUGCGGUUCAAUAGCCAACCCCGUCAAUGCGAAGGACUUUGAAGGGAAAGUAAAAAAUGACAAGGGAAAUAUAAUGCACGUUCGUCUGUAUGCUACAAGCUUAGGAAAGGAAUCUGAGUUCAGUGCAAGAUUCACUGCGUUUAGAAACUUGGACCCUAAUAAGGACGAAAAAUGCAGCCAAUCAGAAUUCAACUGUGGGGACAAUACAUGCAUAAGUGGAAAACUGGUGUGUGAUGAUUAUGCACACUGCAGAUUAAAAGCUGACGAAGAAAAUUGCGAGGACACAGCUGAAUCAGUUGUCGGUAAAUUGCACAUUAUUGUAAUCUUAGUGAUAUUUUCUUUAAUACUCUCUGGCAUGAGCUUCGUGUUUAUUUUCAAGUGCGUAAGAAAACUUUAUCAGGACCACAAGAUCAUAAAGGAGCAUAUCCGACAGUCUUGCGAAGACCGCUUGGACGAUCUUGUAAGUAGCCGGCUGACACUCGACGCUAAAAUGCUUCAAAGAGAUAGUGAACCUCGCGCCAGUCUAGAAAGAGAAAAUCACACAAAUGAAAUGUACAAAAAACAGCGGAAGUACUCCCAACGCAAACAAAGUAGCAUUGAUUCUGAUUUUAUACAAGAAACUCAUCUCGAUUUGGACGAUGAAACGUGGCGCAAAGAUAGCGUGCCAGCCAAAACCGAGGAAGUCCGUAUUGAGCGCAACGGAAAAUCAAGAAGAAGUGAUAUAAGUAAAAAAGAAGAAUCUAUUAAAAGUAAGAAAAAGGAAAGUGAAGAAAGAAAAGAAAUCAGAGACGUGUCAGUAGGAGCACCUGAUACAAAAGAGUCUGGAUGUCAAACGAGAGAGAGCUUAUUCCAGGAAGCUCCACCUAGUACAGAUGGUUCUGGUACAACAAAUAGUAGAGGUUUCUCAACCUUCGGUUACUCCGGUGCAACGAUAGUGCGACCGUCUUCACCUCCUCCGCAAACCAAAACAUCUGAAAUUACAAUAGAAUUAUUAAAAGAAAUGCCUCCAAAGCAAGACUCUAAGACACUGAAGAAAAUAUCCGACCGACGUCCGCUUAGUGCUGAAACUACACGAUCAGCGCCAGACGUAAUAAUUGUUUCUAAGCCGAUUCGCUGA
Molecule: messenger RNA, 2214 nt
Organism: Parnassius mnemosyne (clouded apollo)
Lineage: Eukaryota; Metazoa; Arthropoda; Insecta; Lepidoptera; Papilionidae
Source: the annotation of a GenBank genome assembly